AUGUUGAAGCUCUCCAUUGCUGUCAAGCCGCUGUACCUUGUUGCUCUCUCUCGCCCAGUUGCCAGAGCUGUGCACCUGUCUGCGUUCGCCAGAGCCAAGGGUGACACUUCCUCUAUCGAUUCGUUCAGAUUACCUUCACAAACGUCCAUCAACGAAUGGGAAUUCAAGUACGACUUCAUCCCCAAAACUGCUGAACCAAAGGUACCUCCUCUUACCAAGGAAGCAGUCAAGCAGGACAUUGCUCAAAACAAGGCUAAGCAGGUGGAAAGGGAAUUGUUUACCAAAGAAAGCAAUUCGUCCAUCAAAGUUGAAGCCAAUUCUGCCGACGUUUUCCACGGAGGUGAAUCCGUUGGUGCCGAACCUGAAUUCUUACACGACAAAGGUAGCAAACCAGUUGACUCUUCUACUGUAGGAACUGCCCAUAGUGCUGAGAAGAAGACUCCUGUCAACAGAGAGAAGUACAUUCAAUCAUCCGUUAACCCAGUUAUCAACGAUGCUGAGGUGGUCAGCUAUGGUGACAGCGAGGUCUCGCACAAGACUUCAGAAGUCGACAAGCAAACCCCAGUAGUUGAAGAUAUAGAGCACGACAAUCUCCAUCAUGCUGGUGCCGAACAUCCUGAGGCAGAGUCAUCCUCUUCUUCUUCUUCUUCCGGAUACACCGUGCCCUUGGUGUUGGUAUUGGGUGGAGGAGCUGGUUAUUACUAUUACAGCAGUUCCGAGAAGAAGUAG
Molecule: messenger RNA, 729 nt
Organism: Scheffersomyces stipitis CBS 6054
Lineage: Eukaryota; Fungi; Ascomycota; Pichiomycetes; Serinales; Debaryomycetaceae
Exons: 1
Coding region: 1-729 (242 amino acids)
Source: RefSeq, a predicted model, not a curated record